Messenger RNA from Lytechinus variegatus (green sea urchin), 1182 nucleotides. Its product is annotated as galanin receptor type 1-like. Bases 1 to 1182 code for a protein of 393 amino acids. Lineage: Eukaryota; Metazoa; Echinodermata; Echinoidea; Temnopleuroida; Toxopneustidae. Gene Ontology annotation, cellular component: membrane. Gene Ontology annotation, biological process: G protein-coupled receptor signaling pathway. The transcript has a single exon. Gene Ontology annotation, molecular function: G protein-coupled receptor activity. The record is from RefSeq and is a predicted model, not a curated record.
AUGUCGUUGCUGCUUUCAAACGUUUCAAACUCUUUCCCUACCCAAAGACCAACUGUCAUUGUUCAGGAAAGUGACGCUGUCCGAUUCGUCGCACCAUGCGUUGUCGGACUCGUGAUCCUCAUUGGUGUCGUAGGAAACAUCUUCAUCAUCCUCGGUCUCCUGGCCGCCAAGAACAAGGUAGACACCCCUCCAUGUCUCCUCCACUGGGUGAUACAAAACGUAACGGCGAGUGAUCUGGCUCUACUAGUUUUUGUCUGUCCCAUCUUUGCAGCAGAGUUCGCGGGAGAGAGUUGGACAUUCGGCCAAGCACUGUGUUCAGUCAUGCGCCCUCUGGAUUUCACCAACAUGGUGGUGUCUUUUUACAGUAUUUGCUUCAUAUGUAUUGACACAUGCUUUGCCGUGGCAGAUCCGCAGAGGUAUCAACAGAAAAGAAACGCAAGAACGACUGGAGGAUGCAUCGUGGGGAUCUGGGCAGUGGCUAUUGCAUUGACCUUGCCAGUAUGGGUUUUUUCUCGUGUUCGCCCAACUGCAUUUCGUGGCAACAUCUGCACCGUCUCAUGGCCGGACCACUUUCCCAUCUCGUUUCCAGUCUAUGGGCUGGUUUUCGCGAUGGGGUUGCCCCUGUUGACAUCAUUAUGCUGCAUCGCUGGCAUUUUCAUCAACUCGAGUGAGAAACUCUGGAGACCAACCUCGGCAGAUAGCGUCAAGAAAACCAAAGAGUUGGUCAACUUGAUCAUUGCUCUUGUCCUCACCGGUGGCGGACUAUGUGCUCCGUACUUUAUCACACCUUUCUAUAGGGAAAUUUACACCGAAAACCUGGUGCCAAAGAAGUCUGCAGAAUCCUUCUUCACCAUCACAUGUUUUGUCUACGCGUACAGCUGCGUCAAGCCAAUGUUGUACAUCUUUUUCUACAGCGAGCUUCGCAACAUGGUCACCGACCUGAUCCCGAGCAGAUCCUCAAACAUAAAAUCGAUCAGAAACGGGUUCAAGAAGAACAGGAGUCCGCAAUCUAACCCGGCCAAACCGCCCAGGGGUCAGCAACACUAUGUUGACCAUCGUUGUCCGGACACACCCAUUUCCACCAGGUCGUUUCCCGGCUCUCGAACCGAUUCUCGAAUCAAUCUACAAAACCUGUUUGCAUUGCAGUUUACCGAGGAUGGAUGGAGAAGGAAGACACUUUAA